Hansenula ciferrii is the source of this 1464-nucleotide messenger RNA. RefSeq lists its product as uncharacterized. Bases 1 to 1464 code for a protein of 487 amino acids. Lineage: Eukaryota; Fungi; Ascomycota; Saccharomycetes; Phaffomycetales; Wickerhamomycetaceae. The transcript has a single exon. The record is from RefSeq and is a predicted model, not a curated record.
AUGAGUAAUAAAGCUGAUUAUGGUAGUUCUUCAAUAAACAUUGAUCAAGAAAGACAUUCAAUUUCAUCACCAAGAGAUGAAGAAGAGCAAGGAUCUUCAUCACAUAAUUAUAAUGAAGAAGAACAAGAACCUGAACCUGAUGUUGAAGAGUUCAUCAAGAAAUAUGGUGAUAUAAAAGUAUCAUAUAUUGAACCAUCACCAUUAUCAAGAUGGUUUACCAAACCAUAUGCAUUAAACUAUUUCCAUAAUGGUACCUUAUUUAGAACAAGACAUGAAAGAACUUCUGGUAAAUUAGAAUUGUUUUUUGAUUUAAUUUAUGUGGGGAUUGCAACAAAUUUAUCAUCAAAUGCUCUAAAAGAACCAACAUGGUUAUCAUUUGUUAAAUAUUUGUUUUUCUUCAUACCUGCAUGGCAAAUUUGGGCUGAUAUUAAAGAUUUCAUGAAUUAUUAUUUUAAUGAUGAUUUAUUACAAAAAUGUUAUAUAUUAUGGAACUUGGCUUUAUUAUUAAUUUAUGAUAAUAAUGUUGAAUUCAUAUUUGAAUCCAGAACUGCAUUAAUAACCACAGUUACAACAUAUUUCCUUGCAAGAUUUUCAUUUGGAUUAAUGUUGGUUUUUUAUUCUUUAUAUAUUCAUGAACAUAGAAUACAAAUGAGAAUUUAUGGUACAAGUUUAUUUAUAACUAGUUCAUGUUGGUAUUUCACUUUAUUAAUUCAACAUAAUUCAACUGCUGGAUUGAUUGUUUUCUCUGCAAUUUGGUUCAUUGUGGAACAAUUAUGUUAUAUCUUAUCAGCACAUCCAUGGACCAAAAAAAAAUUAGGACUAACUUAUUCAACUGCAUUAAAUAUUGAACAUGAAGAUGAAAGAUUAAGUGCAUUCUUCAUUAUUGCAAUAGGUGAAUUCAUGACUGGUAUUGUUAAUGGAAAUCCUUUAAAAGAAGGUUGGAAUAUUAAAGUCGCUAAAGGUAUUGCCCUAUUGGUACAAGCUUUUGUAAUUUUAGAACUUUAUUCACAUAAAGAUGGAUCAAUAAAAGCUGUUCAUGCUAUGAGAAGAAGUGCAUUCACUGCCAUAGGGUUUAUAUAUAUUCAUUUCCCCUUGAUUGCUUCAUUAUUACUUGUUGGUGAUGCAGGAGCAGAUCUUGUUAAAGAACAUGAAGAAUAUCCUGAAGAGAAAGGUAUUGUUUAUUUCUAUAGUGCUUCGAUGUUUAUUGCAAUGUGUGCUUUAACUAUCCACCCAUUAUUAGAUAAACCAAAAGAUAACCCUAAGGAUCAUUUAAUUCCAAGAUUAGGUAGAAUUGGAUUAAGAAUACCAAUUGGAGGUAUUAUCUUGGGAUUAGCAUUUACACAUUGGAAGAUAAUCACAUUGUUAUGGAUAGAUACUUUGUUCCUUUUGAUCCUAUUCAUCUAUGAGCUCUUUGCAAUCAAUCCAAGAUCAUUCUAUAGAUCUGGAUAUUGCCAUGAUGUAUAA